AUGACUGACUGGAAAACGCUGGGCCUCGGUGCAGUUGCAGGCCUAGGUGUAGCGGGAGCGGUCGCAGCAGGCUAUGCACUACUAAAGAGAGGUCGGGGCCGCGCCUACAAGACGUUCAAGUCCUACCAGACCAACGACCCUCUCACUCUGUACGUCAACAGCCAGAACCGCGAGAACGCCGUCCUCGGACGCCUCCGCGCCACCUCCACGGAGCUCGCAAUGGGCAGAAUGACCACCGGUCAGGACGUGGGUAACCUCCUAACGCUUCUGACUCGCUCCCUGGGGGCGAGAAAGGUGGUCUCCAUGGCACUCUCCCUGCCGGACGACGGAAAAGUGAUUGCCUGCGACGUGAGCGAAGAGUUCACCAACGUCGCCAAGCCUUACUGGGAGGAGGGAGGGGUGGCGGACAAGAUCGACCUCCGCAUCAAACCGGCCACGGAGACGCUCCAAGAAUUGCUGGACGGCGGGGAGGCGGGUACGUUUGAUCUCGUGUUUAUAGACGCCGACAAGGUCAACUAUCUAAAGUACUACGAGAUGGCUAUGGAGCUGCUGCGGCCGGGCGGGCUCGUGGUAGUGGAUAACGCCCUGUGGAGCGGGUGGGUUGCAGACCCACAGGUCCAGGACGUCCACACGAACAGCAUCCGUGCCGUCAACGACAGGAUGGGGACCGACCCGCGCGUGGACUACGUUCUUCUCAGCGUCUCAGACGGAAUAGGUAUUGCCUGCAAACGCUGA
Molecule: messenger RNA, 735 nt
Organism: Geodia barretti
Lineage: Eukaryota; Metazoa; Porifera; Demospongiae; Tetractinellida; Geodiidae
Source: the annotation of a GenBank genome assembly